AAACACCAUUAACACGCAACCUACACACACUCAUACAACAUCUCUUUCUCUGUUCUGUAAUCUCUUUUUCCCUCAAUCUCUUUAUCGAUUCCUUCUCCAUCGAAUGAGCCACAUAAAAAUCAUCCAGAAUCCCAUAGAGAGGUUUUUGGAUCUUCUCUUGGUCAGUCUCAUCAUUUUCAUGACUCUGAAAGGCGGCACGAGCGGGGCUUGUGCCGCGUGCAAGUAUCAACGAAGACGCUGCGCCGCCGACUGUCCGCUCGCGCCCUACUUCCCAGCAGAACAACCGAAACUGUUCCAAAACGUUCACAGGCUCUUCGGCGUCAGAAGCAUCGUGAAGAUCCUCGAGACUCUCGACGAGGCUCAGAAACCAGAAGCCAUGAAAUCAAUCAUCUUUCAGUCAUAUGUCCGUGACCGUAACCCUGUCCACGGUUGCCUCGGAGUCACGCAACAUCUACAGUAUAUGAUCUGGGUCGCUGAGGAAGAACUCAAAGCCGUCAAUUCACAAUUACAGCUCUAUCGAAACCAACAACAAAACAACAACAACAAUGGUCAAAAUCAUCAUAACCCUAUGAUUCAUGAGAUUGGUGAAAAGCAGCAUGAAGAUGUUACAUCACAGCUCGACUUGGGAAUGGGACUUACCGUUAACAACACACAGAGCAAUGUAACACCUUUUUUCAGUCCUUUGCCAGUUUCUGAAACGCAGCAACAGCAACAAAUGUCUUCUUACACUUAUUGCAAUGAGGUUAAUAACAAUGGCUAUAGUCCUCCUCCUGCGUAUACAGAUUCCUGUAAGGAGAUUCUCAACAGUAACAAUAAUGACUCUUUGGCUUGGGGUCAGAAUCGGUUUCCUUAUCAUCAUCAUAACAAUGGGUUCAGCAAUCAAAACGAGAGCUGUAACGAGAUGAAGAACAGUAACGGUGUGAUGGCGAUACAAUCGCAGCUCGUUAAUCUUCAGAUGGUUUCGAAUCAGCAAGAGGAAGAAGAAGACGAUGUUCACGAGUACGAUGAGAUCCAUCAGUUCCUAGAAAUCAUCGAUGAUAGGCAAUCGUUCGCGGAUUCGAAAGAUGCUUACGCUUCAAGCUCCGGUGAAUCGUUGAAGGAACCGAUGAAUGAAAUGGGAGAGAACGAAUUGAGGAGUGCGGCUAAUUGCUUCAGUCUGACCAGUGUGAAUUGAUUUAAUGAUUGUUUCAUGAGGAGGGAAAGUUGCGGCUAUUCCUCAGUUUUGUGUUUUCGAAUUUUGAUUCCGAUUUCGAAUUUUUUUCUUAUUACUUCCACAAACACAUAUAGUUACACGCAUUGAUUCUAAAUUCUUUUUUUUAAUCUUUUAUCUUUUUUUUUAAAAAUAAAAUCUGAAUCUCUUUUUAAAACUGCUAGAUUGUCUUUUAUUACCUUAAAUCUAGUUAGAUUCAUCAGUGUUUGUUAAACGUGC
Molecule: messenger RNA, 1429 nt
Organism: Thlaspi arvense
Lineage: Eukaryota; Viridiplantae; Streptophyta; Magnoliopsida; Brassicales; Brassicaceae
Source: the annotation of a GenBank genome assembly